Molecule: messenger RNA, 1727 nt
Organism: Loa loa (African eye worm)
Lineage: Eukaryota; Metazoa; Nematoda; Chromadorea; Rhabditida; Onchocercidae
Exons: 13
Coding region: 26-1690 (554 amino acids)
Biological process (GO): septin ring organization; actomyosin contractile ring assembly; mitotic cytokinesis
Cellular component (GO): actomyosin contractile ring
Source: RefSeq, a predicted model, not a curated record
GAAAAUUUAUAUCGGGACGAUAAAUAUGGUGGAUGCAUCGGAUGGUACCAUAUCUAUUCUUGUUGGAAAAUCGCAUUUAGGCUCAACUGUUUCAUCUACCAAAUUACGACAUCCAAAUGUCUUCACCACAGAUGUUCGAACAAAAGAAGUACAUCAUAUGUCAACUUUGUCAAAUGGUCCAAGUAGAGCUCGAAUUGGUAUAUCUCAUCUCUCCGUACCAUUAGCCUGGAAUAGCGAUGAACACUUUGGAACACGUGGAGAAGGGAAAGUGUAUUCGAUGUUUAUGGCACUCCAAGCUACUAAUAAUGUUAACGACAGUCGUAUUGUAACAGCUAUUGAUCGAACAUGUACCGAUGUCGCAUUUACGGAUUCCUUCAUUUUUGAAAAUCAACCGGUGGAUUUUGAAAUAGAGAUUCAGCUUUAUGGAUCACGAACCGAUAGUGGUGAUACCAAUCAAUCAUUGAAGCAGAAAUUAACCCGUUCAUUUGGUCGACGAUUUGGCACUAAUUAUAAGACAAGUUGGCUGAGUGAUGAUAUGGUGCCAUUCGAGCCGCUAAUGAAUGGUGAAGGUGACAGCAAUAGCAUUCAGGAUGGUUCAAACAAUAAAUAUUUUCAUCUGUUAGGUCGGACAACAUUGACUUUGAGUGAUGCGAAACCGAAAGUCGGAAUUUAUGACCUUCAUGUGUCACCAAAUGCGGCUAACUAUGGACCACCAUUAUAUGGCCAUAUUCGAUGUCGAAUUGUUGCUCAACCAAAUUCGGUAGCAAUGCCUCUAUCGGAUGGUAUUUUAACAGUCAAACCUAUAGGUUAUGAUUGCUUGUAUCAAAAUGUGCAUUGCAGAUUACAGGCCGGUGUUUUACGAUGUGCAACAAGCAGUUCAUUACAUUCACAGGAUCAAGCCCUUCUUCACAUUUAUAUUAACAAGGAUUCAAAAGUGUUGGCAUGUAAACAUCAACGCAGUAUCAUUGUUACCUCAGACCGUUACUUGGGUGGCACAAAACGCGACAGGCAAUUUAUCUUAACAUCGGAUAGUGAAGAAGAUAUUGCCGCAUGGAGGCAUGCUAUUAAUUUGCAAAUUGCUGAUUGCGAACAAUGGGGUGAAUUUGCCGUUUCAUCGAUAAGACUAACUGUCGAACCGGAUCAUCCGGAUGUAUUAAUUUUGUCACGGACGAAUGGCCGUCGAUUAUAUGAUGAAAUUCAAAUUCAGGUCAACGGUGCUAUGCAAGGAAUUUUGAAAACUGAUACAUGUAAUUCAAACCGGAAUCUUACGAUGGAUUCCUCCAAGAUUGUUUCAUUUGCUGCAACAACGAAACCUGUUCAGACCGCUCCAUCAGGACGCAGGCGGAAUAGUCGUUCUCAUGUGCGCAAUCUCUUUCAGCCAGUAAAUGACAGCGAGUAUCGUUAUGUGAUCAAUCUGCCGGUUAGAGACGUACGGGCACUUCAGAAAAUCAAUGGAUCUUCAUCAAAAUUGACUACCAAUGGCUAUAUAAAUGACCUGUCAUCGUGUGCGCAAAUGAAUGGAGGGCAGUAUAUUGACCCAGAUGAAGAAGAGAGUGCUGCUCGAGCCAAUGUGUGCCAUGCGGUUUCGGAAAAUUGGUCGGAAAAUCUCUUCAAAAGUUUCAAAAGAAGCUUCCAAAGAUCAUUUGGUGUCUUAAAAAAUCGUAAAUCUCUUGAAGUGUCUCGUUUCUAAACUUCAUAAUGCAUAUCUUAAUCACUUAUAUUGGUUU